This is a messenger RNA of Dermacentor albipictus, 2416 nucleotides long. It is a transcript of the gene Neos, whose product is annotated as nuclear receptor coactivator protein neosin. Gene Ontology annotation, molecular function: RNA binding. Lineage: Eukaryota; Metazoa; Arthropoda; Arachnida; Ixodida; Ixodidae. The record is from RefSeq and is a predicted model, not a curated record.
GUUUCGCCUAUGCGCGGCGCUUGUGCCUAUGAUGGCUGCCUGGGCUGCCGCGCGGCGUGGAUACGUGCCUUGUAUCGUUGCACUGUGGUAGCUUUGUUAGCGGGGUGUUAUACGCGAUACCAGUGGUACAUUCCACGUGUUGCGACGCUAAUACUGUAAGAAAGCUUGAUGGACACUCACAUGAGCAGUGACACCUCAGAUCCAGCCAGAGCAUCAUCACGUAUUUAUGUAGGCAAUCUCAAGAAACACAUUGAGCGUGAAGACUUGCAGAAGCUGUUUUCAAAGUACGGUGAAAUACAAGGCAUCUCUCUGCACAAAGGGGGAUUUGGUUUUGUGCAGUUUAAGGAAGAAGGAGAAGCAGAAGCUGCUGUCAAAGGCGAAGGUGGCGUCUUCUUUAAAGGCUGUCUGCUACAGUUGAGGGUCUGUAGCAGCCAGGAUUCAAGGCGAUCUUAUAGAGGAACGUCGCGGGAACGUGACAGGGAGUACUCUGACCACGACCGUCGACACGAAGCAGGUAUGCCAAGAGACAGGUCACCGGUGCACCGUGACUAUGACGAACGGGAAUUUAAACGUGAUGACAGGCCACCUCCUGGUAAGCCGUAUGAUCGUUCUCCUCCUCGUCGUGGAGAUGACUACUCGUCUGAUCGACGCUUUGGAAGAGAUGAAAGUCGCUAUGGCAGGGAUGCGCCUCCAUACCGAGGGGACGAUUACUCAAGAGGAGGACCCCCGGGGGGACCACCUCCUCCACGUGAUCGCUACAGUCGGGACGACAGGUAUGGUGGUAGAGAUGAGCGUGGAUAUGGCCGUGAUGAUCCACAUAGGCCUUACCCUCGCCCAGAAGGAAAUGGACGCUACGGCCGGGAUGGUUACUGGGGUGGCAGAGAUGAGUAUGGUGGCCACCAUGGGAGAGAUGAGCCACCAAUGGGCUAUGGGAGAGAUGAGCAACCUGCGCCACGGAGCCGAAUGGAUCCUGUACCAGUUCCACCACCAUUCAGACCAGAAACCGAUCUCCGGAAGCCAAAUGACUGUGAGAUAAUUGUGCUUCACAGGCAAAACAGAAAUUAUGCAGAAAUGGUGGAACGACGCCUCAAGAACCUUGGCAUGCAGGUGGACCUUUUAUUCUUGAAAGAUGAAGCUCUCCUUAGCCGAGCUCUUGAAGAUUUGACCCAGCGAGGCACAUUGUUUGCUGUUGUGGUGACAGAUCAACAUGAAGUGCAUGGAAGCGUCACGGUCAAUAUUCUUUAUGGAGUUCCUCAAGAGCACCGCAACAUGCCACUGGAUGACUCACUGAAGCUGGUGGCACGUCACUUCCGGGAGCAAGUGGAAGCACAGCAGGCAGCAGCUGGGGGACCUGACCGGCUGGGCCCUGACCGGGAAUUGCAGUUCCUGCUCAAAUUGCUGGUGGACUCAAAGUAUUUGAGCAUUCCUGAACUGGACCGUAUCAUCAAGUAUCUCACUGACCGCAGGGACAAGCAACUCAUGCUUGAAAGGGGCGAAUCAGCCCAGCAGCAGCCGCGGACAGUUUCAUCAACUGCACCAUCUGCAAAUGUUGAGCCUGAGCGACCGAAGCUGCCUGAAGAAGAAAAGCCAACGCAGCAAGAGCUGCAGCAGCGCAUUUUGAGCAUGAUAGGACAACCAGGGCCUACAAGUCCAACAACCAUUGUGAAGCAGGCACCCUUGCCAACACCUGUGCAGCAGCAGCCACAGCCACCAGCACCAGCUCCAGCAGGCGAUGUCCCCACUUCCACUUACAUUAACUUUGACAACCCGAGUGUGCAGAAGGCUCUUGACAACUUGAUCCACAAUGGUAGCAAUCUACUGAAGACGCUGAGCAGUGCUAAUUCUGGGGCAUCGCCCGCACUUGGCAGUCAGCAGCCCUCCAAGCCACUGUCUGGCUAUGGUUAUGGAGAUGGUGAAGCUUAUAGUGGAAAUGCCCCUGGAAUUAACAGUAGCUUUGGCAGUCAUGUGGGGCAGCAGUAUCAGCAGCAACAUCAGCAACCACCACAAUUGAUGAGAGGUCCAGGUGGUCCGGGUACUGCUAUGAGGCACCCAUUGAUGGGCACCCAGGUCCAAAGACCCAUGAUGUCUGCAGGCAGGCCUGGAAGUGGAGCGCCACGGUACUGAAAUGUCACCUUUUUUGCGCAGUUGCAAGAAAAGCAACUGCUGCAGCUGUGCUCACUGGUUGCUGGCCUCUUCCCAUUUAGCUUUUAUUUCACCAGUUGUGCCCGUGUGACUCGCUUUUCUUUUUUCUUUCCUACUGACCAUGUGAAAGAACCUCAUGGAUAGCAUGUUUGCAAAAUGCAUUUUAUUAUUGUUCUUCCAGUACAUACCAACCAUCAUUGCUCUUCAACAAAGGGGCUUCAUCAGUGUUGUCAUAUGUAAAAUAAUGAAAUAAAAUUGGAUUUGGUAUCAGUUG